AUGGCUCUUCAGGUGUUGAUAGCCCAUACGGGCCUGCGGCUGGAAGUCGAUACUACACAGUUCUCCAUCCUCGAUGAUCUCAAGGCCUUGGUUUCCAAAAAGACCUCGAUCCCACCACAGCAUAUUGUCGCCUUGACCCCUCAUGGUCGAAGCGUCAAGUUUACCAGUCUACAUACAGAGAAAGAGAUUUUCAUCUAUGAUAUACGAAUAAGCUCUCCCGGGAAUGCGAACCUCAUUACCCCCGUCACAUCGCCAAAACGAUAUAUAACUCCGAAUGCGCCGAAUACGAUCAACGAUGUACAGUCAAUAUCAUCAUGGCAGGAGCUAUACAAAGAACGUCGAAACUGGGCGAUGCAUCUUGCGGAGGACUGCGGACAGAUGAAUACGGCCACCCUGGCGCGGUACAGCGAGAUAGAUGUCAUCAUAAAAUGCUUGGACGCUGCUGUCGCGAAUCUCGAAAUUAGCAUCAAGCAAAUCGAGCCCAAAUACAACGACCUGAAGAAAUGGGUGACACCUGCAUUGGAAGAGCAUGGAAGCCUGGUGGAAAGAUGGGAGCAGUAUCUUGAUCUCGCGAAGAAUACAUCGAUUUCACCAUCCAUGGUCAAGUUUAUGACACAACGAGAGACAAGCAAGUCAAAUCCAACCUUGGAGGACCUUAUCGAACUCGACACCGCGAAGAAGGCAGGGAAAUUGGCCCCAACCGCCCAUCGAAGGUUCAGCGACAAAGCCGACCAACUCAGCAAUGCGGCAUCCCAGAUGUACAGGAGCUUGGAAUCACUGAUUGGCGAUUUUGAGAAGCUCAUGAGUCGCUCUGCUCUCAGCCAUAGUACAGAUUCUGCUCAGCUUCUUGAAGAUAUCGAGGCAGUGGUGAAGCAGAUAGAUUCUGACUAUCGGGCAGCACUCGGAUACGGCAACACGCAACGAGAUGUAGCGCAAGCGUCCAAGACGGCUUCAGUGCAUACGGAGCAUCUGGUACCGACUCUUAAGAAGAGGGUUAAAGAGAUGGAUGAGCUACUUCACUAUGCAACAGAUGCGCGAAACUCGAUCGCUUCGGAAUCAGCAAAAUUCAUGCGAUAUGUUACCGAGAUAACAUCCCUACACAGCAACGUUAAGAGUCAAAUUAAUAUACUGAACCAGUCCGAAGACGAUAUGACAACAUUCGAUUACCUCCGGCUUAUUCACCAGCUUCCUUACAUGUAUGCAGCUUUCGUCACAGAAGCAGUUCGACGUCGUGAAUGGGUCGACAAAGUCAAGACGGAUUCUUCUACACUGGCAAACGAGAUGGCCUUAUUCCAGGACGAAGAGUACAAGAGACGGCGCAAGUGGCAAAAAAUGAUAGGCAGCACGUAUGGACCCGACUUGGAUACGAAUGUUAUAGGUCUCGAGGUCAACUUGCUCGGAGAAGAUACACCCUGGCCAGUCGUAACCAAAGAGGACCUGGCAGAUUUCGUCCGAGCACUGCAAGAACAACCUGUUGAUCAGAAUGUCUUGGACGACAUUGUGAAGCUUGUGCAGGAGCUCGAUAACCCAACAAAACAGCAAUCUAAACGACUCAAGGCGUUCAAGAAUGGGAGCAUACAUGAGGCAGCGCUUGGCAGGAGUGGUCUUAUGAUUCGAGGGGACGACGAUCUACUGCAAUCAUUGCAGGAGGACAAGGGCAAAUUAGAAAACAAACUCAAGACUGCCGAAAGUCGAGUACGUCGUUUGGAGGAUUUACUUCAUCGACAGAGCCAAGCCAGCCGUCCUGGCAAUCUUUUCCAACCACAAGGCCCCCAGCAACGAGAGAGAGGUAACUCUGGAUCAUCCAUCAGGUCAAGCCGUUUUGAUGACCGUAGACGAUCCUCGGAUGGAAUUGAUCCCCUGAUGCGACGCAUUACUCAACUGGAGAACGAGCUACGAGAAGAAAAACAAAGGUCCAGCCGCCUCCAGCAGGAGCUCACAUCUCAAUCAAAUCAUCAUGAGAAUAUUAAAGGUCAGCACGAAGACUUGAAAGGCCAACAUGAGAAUCUGAAAGGUCAGAUUGCGGAAGUUAACACUACCAAACAAGAUCUACUCGAAAAUAUGGAGGCACUCGAGCGCGAGUUCGUUGAAGAGCGCAAGAACCUAGAGAGCGAAAUCAAGACUCUCCGAGCUCGCCUGGAGGACACCGAAGACGAGAUCGAGCAGUUCGAUGAAUCUAGACAACACGAGAAAGCCGGAUACGUCGUAAGAGUGGAGGAAUUGGAGGCCGAGCUCGAGCAAAUCAACAAGCAGCGACAGGACGACGCUCUCAAAGCGCAAGGCCAGGUUGAGUUCUUGCGAAAGGAAACCAGAAUCCAAAGAGAGCAGCAAGAGGCCCUCGAGCAAAGAAUGCAGUCUGCACAGGAAGAAAACCAGAACGUUUCGAGGAAGCUGAGUGUUGCCGAGGAGAGUUUAAAUGAUCAUUGGCAAACCCUGAGAAAUCUUUUUACCGAGCUUUCGCCCGAUGUUGCCGUGCCGGAUAACCUGGUAGACAUUUCAGACACACUACUUACAAGAGCCGGCACGCUUUCCGAGAAAGUACGAAACUCGGAAACAGACAUUGAUUUGCUAAAAUCACAAGUUGAUCACUUCACAGCGAUUGUUACGGAACUUCGUGAACAGAUUGCGAAGAAAGACUCCAAGCUUACCGAGGAUGAAAUGGCAACGGUUCAUCUGAGAGAAAACCUCGCUGAGGAAAAGGCAAAGGUGUCUGCUCUUGAACAAGAGCUCGCCGAUGGGAGACAACAACUCACCGAGUUGCGCGCUAAGCUCAGUGAUGGCGAAACUGGCCCCGAAGCUCUGCAGACAAGAUUAGAAGACGAGGAGAAGAAGGUGAUGACCUUGACAGAGGAGGUGGCCUCCAAGCAAUCUCAAGUCGGCAGCCUAGAGGAAGAACUUCGCAUGUUCCAGGAGAAGGUUGAAACUCUCCAGGGCAAGAUGACCAGCCUGAACAGCCAAUAUGAGCAUCGGGAUGAGAAGACCAAGGACUUAACACAACGCCUCUACUCCCAAAACGACCGCAUGUGCCGUUUGCUGGAACGCGUUGGAUUUGCCAUUUCCAGAAAAGAUGGGGACAUGACUGUGGCGAAGAUUCCACGAUCAGAGAGAAAUGCUCAGAACCCUAACGACUCAUCAGACCCGGGCUCGUCACUCCGCAAGUCGAGUACGCUUAGCCGUGUCUUGGGUGAUAGUGCUGAUCUCGAUCUGCUCUAUUGGCUUAACAACUCCGACAUGCAGGCUGAGGACGAAAAGUAUGCAGCUUUCAUGAACAGUCUUGGCAAUUUCGAUGUUGAACUGUUCUCCGAAACCAUCUACCGCAGGAUUAAAGAGGUUGAACACAUGGCCCGCAAAUGGCAAAGAGAAUCGCGGUCAUACAGAGAGAAGGCGCAUAUUCUGCAGAAGGAUUCGCAUGAGAAGAUUGCGUUCAAGCACUUCAAGGAGGGAGAUCUGGCUUUGUUCCUGCCCACCCGCAAUCAACAGGCCGGUGCAUGGGCUGCCUUCAAUGUGGGCUUCCCACACUAUUUCCUUCGCGAGCAAGAUGCUCAUCGCUUGCGUCACCGAGAGUGGCUUGUUGCUCGUAUCUCUCGAAUUCAAGAACGAGUGGUAGACCUUUCUAAGAGCCUCCAGCCGAGCAGCGAGACGGAAUCUAUCAACGACGAGGAGAACGAUAACCCGUUCCAGCUCUCGGACGGUUUACGGUGGUAUUUGAUCGAUGCUUUUGAAGACAAACCCGGUGCCCCCUCGACCCCUGGGAUGGGCAAGUCGACUGUCGCGGCUAAUACGGUGGAAGCGACAGCCAAUAUUCAUGGUACGGGUGGAAAGGGUAAGAGCCGGGACAGCGUCACUAGUAUUGAAGGUAUUAACAAGACUUUAUCCAAGAGUCUUGAGAGCAGGCGUAGCAGUACCAACUCCAAGAAGGCCCUUCCAUUUCAGCUUGGAGGCACAGCUUUGUUGAAGAACAGUGCUUUGGCCAGCGAGACCAAUUCACUUCGAGCGCACCCUACGGACUCACCCUCUGGCACGAGCCCCACGCAGGGAGGGCAUCUCGCGGCUACCAGUGCUAGCCUUCCACAGAGAGUUUCUGCAGAAGAACCAAAAGGCGAGCUAGCGGAAAGCACGAGCAAACUACCUUCUGACGAGCCAUCAACUCAAGAUAAUGGCGCCAAAACGGACGAGGUACGGAAUGUUGAUACCCUUUUCGGACCAUGA
Messenger RNA from Fusarium sp. VM40, 4209 nucleotides. NCBI's taxonomy places the organism in Eukaryota, Fungi, Ascomycota, Sordariomycetes, Hypocreales, Nectriaceae. The record is from the annotation of a GenBank genome assembly.